Nycticebus coucang (slow loris) is the source of this 1616-nucleotide messenger RNA. RefSeq names its product integrin subunit beta 3 binding protein (gene ITGB3BP). The transcript has 9 exons. NCBI's taxonomy places the organism in Eukaryota, Metazoa, Chordata, Mammalia, Primates, Lorisidae. Gene Ontology annotation, biological process: regulation of DNA-templated transcription; CENP-A containing chromatin assembly. Gene Ontology annotation, cellular component: nucleoplasm. The record is from RefSeq and is a predicted model, not a curated record. The coding region runs from base 130 to 663 and encodes 177 amino acids.
GCUGUGACGCUACUUCCUGCCGGUUCGCGCGCAUUUUUAAGGCUUCGGUUUCUCCUGCGCAGUUCAGACUCCGGCGUUGCGCAGUUCGUUUCGUCCGGCGGCGGCGGCGGCGCUUCCUUGACUCUCGAAAUGCCGGUUAAAAGAGCACUGAAAUUAGAUGGUCUAAUAAAAGAAAAGCCAUUUGAGUCUUCAGAAAUCAUAAGGAAGCUGAGUAUUACAACUUAUUCUCCAACAACUGGGACUUGUCAAAUGAGCCCAUUUGCUUCUCCCACUAACUCUGAAGAACAAGAGUACAGAAGUGGACCAUCAUAUGGAAAGAGAAAAAAAUUGAAUCAUCACAACUUAACUGAACGAGAAGAAUCUACCACAGAAGACAAUGAUGAAUUCAUGAUACUGCUAUCUAGAGUUGAGAAAUCAUCAGAAGAAAUCAUGGAAAUAAUGCAAAACUUAAGUAGUAUACAGGCCUUGGAGGGCAGCAGAGAGCUUGAAAGUCUGCUUGGUGUCUCCCGCAUCUCCUGUUUCUUACAAAGAGAAAUGCAGAAAACCAAAAAACUAAUGACAAAAGUAAUAGAACAAAAACUGUUUGAAAAGAAGAGUUCGGGACUUCUUCACCAUGAAUGUCGCCAUGACAGCUAUGAAUUCCUUAAAGCCAUUUUAAACUGAGAGACAGAGUCUCACUUUACCACCUUCGGUAGAGUGCCAUGAUGUCACAGGACUCACAGCAACCUCUAGCUCUUGGGCUUCCGCGAUUCUCCUGCCUCAGCCUCCUUUGCAGCUGGGACUACAGGCGCCCGCCACAACACCCGGCUAUUUUUUGGUUGCAGUUCAGCCGGGGCUGGGUUUGAACCCGCCACCCUCGGCAUAUGGGGCCGGCGCCCUACUCACUGAGCUACAGGCAUCACCCUAUUAUCUUUAUUUUAUAGGUGAGUCUGAGGCAUGAAAUGGCUAAGUACCCUGUCACAGAAUUAUGUAAGAGACACAGCUGGGAUACUAAGCUAAGUGGUUUGGUGCUGUAGCCCAUGCUCUUGACCACUGCACACUAAUAAUUAUGCAUAUCAGGUUUCACUGCUGGCCUAGGAUUUUAUAUCCAAUUAAGGAUAUAUUCAUUCAUUUUAAGGGUAAACAUUGUAUAAAAUUUCUGAUUCAUCGUAAAAAUCAUGGAGACUUUACAUCUUUUGUAUUUUACGUGGAUGGGUGAAACACUUUUUUUUUUUUUUGGAGACAGUUUCGCUUGGUCACCCUGGGUAGAGUGCUCUGGCCUCACAGCUCACAGCAACUUCAAACUUCUGGGCUCAAGCUAUUCACUUGCCUCAGCCUCCCAAGGAGCUGGGACUACAGGGCCCCACCACAACGCCCUGCUAUUUUUUAGAGACAGGGUCUUGCUCUUACUCAGGCUGGUCUCAAACUCCAGAGCUCAAGCAGUCCACCCACCGUGGCUUCCCAGAGUGCUAGGAUUAUAGGCAUGAGUCAUUGCACCCGACUCUAUGAAACACGUCCUUAGUAAAGUAUCACACGAAUGGAAAAACAAGUAUCCAAAGUACUCAAUACCAAUACGAAACCAAUAUAUAAACACUACAUUCUCACACAAAAGAACAAGUAUAUUCUAGGAGGGGGAG